AACAAAGUGGCACCUUCAGCCUUCCUGCAAAUGGGGGGAAAUGGCCCAAAAUGCCACUUUUCAGCUUCUUUUUGUCCCCCUUUGCAGUCAGUGCUUUCCUUUCUAUACAUAUUUGACCCUCAGGCUGCUGUGUUUUCCCCUUUACCUUCACCAGAGGCUCCUUUUGGGUUAAGAAACGGCCUAAAAAGGAAAAGAAAAAACAUCUCUGAGCCCUUUUUCCACCCUGAAAAGGGGCAAAGUGGGGAAAAACUGCCUUUAUCAGUGCCUAUAUCACAUGUCUGUGUCCCCAUAGAUGCUGAUGAGGAGCUGCUGCGUGGCCUGGAGGGAGCUUUGGGGGUGAAGAAGAAGAAACGGGGACCAAGGAAGCAAAAGGAAAACAAGCCUGGAAAACCCCGGAAAAGGAAAAAAUUGGUGAGUGAGGAUGAGUUCGAGUCGGAGCGCGACGAGUACAGGGAGAAAUCAGAGAGCGGCGGCAGCGACUACGGCGGCGUGGCCAAAAAGAAGAGGAGGAAGCACAGGGAGAAGAAGGAGAAGAAAACCAAGAGGAGGAAAAAGAUGGACGACGAGGGGGGGCAGAAGGUGAAGCCAGUGGAGCAGAAGUCGUCAGCUCAGCUGCUGGGAGCCUGGGGCAUGGAGGAUAUUGAUCAUAUCUUCACAGAGGAGGAUUACCGUACUCUCACCAACUACAAAGCAUUCAGCCAGUUCAUGAGGCCGCUGAUCGCCAAGAAGAACCCCAAGAUCCCCAUGUCCAAGAUGAUGACCAUCCUGGGCGCCAAGUGGCGCGAGUUCAGCGCCAACAACCCCUUCAAAGGCUCCGCUGCCGCCGUGGCCGCCGCCGCCGCCGCCGCUGCCGCAGCCGUGGCCGAACAAGUGUCGGCCGCCGUCGCCGCCGUGGCCCCCGAGGCACCACCAGCACCAUUGAGAAAGGCCAAGACCAAGGAGGGCAAAGGUCCCGGCCAUAAGAAGCGCAGUAAGAGCCCGCGGGUGCCGGAGCUGAAGAGGAAGAUGAAGGGGAAGAAGAUGGCGCCGCUCAAGAUCAAACUGGGCGUCAUCGGCGGCAAACGCAAGAAGAGCAGCUCGGUGAGGAGCCCCCCAUUGCCCCUGUCCCCAUAUCCCCCUUUCCCUGCACUGUCCUCAAUAGAGACCGUGGUCCUGCAGGGGGCGGCUGCUGUGCCCGACAUGCUGGAGAUCUUCCACCUGGUGAUGUACCGCAACUACCAAAGGAAGAACGACAUGGAUGAGCCCCCCCCCCUGGAUUACGGCUCCGGGGACGAUGACACCAAGAGCGACAAGAGGGGGCACAGCCAGGACCCCCUGUACGGCGGCAUGGAGGAGCGCUUCUACCGCUAUGGCAUCAAACCCGAGUGGAUGAUGAUCCAUCGCAUCCUUAACCACAGGUGGGGGCACACACGGGUGGACCCUGUGUCCCUGGGGGGGGGCCUCAGCACCUAUGGGUGCCCACCAGCACCUAUGGGUGUCCCCUGUGUCCCUAUGUGUCCCCCAGCACCCAAGGGUGUCCCUGGGAGACCCUCAGCUCCUAUGGGUGUCCCAUGUAUCCCUAGGGGAUCCCCAGCACCCAUGGGUGACCCCUGUGUCCCUAGGGGGGGCCUCAGCACCCAUGGGUGUCCCCCAGCACCCAUGGGUGUCCCCUAGCACCUAUGGGUGUCC
Molecule: messenger RNA, 1668 nt
Organism: Coturnix japonica (Japanese quail)
Lineage: Eukaryota; Metazoa; Chordata; Aves; Galliformes; Phasianidae
Source: RefSeq, a predicted model, not a curated record